Messenger RNA from Mesorhabditis spiculigera, 1116 nucleotides. Lineage: Eukaryota; Metazoa; Nematoda; Chromadorea; Rhabditida; Rhabditidae. The record is from the annotation of a GenBank genome assembly.
AUGAACUUUCGCACCCGGGCGCUGCUUGCGCUGCUCUGCGGGCUAGCCACCAUUCAUUGGAUCAUCUCGUACUGCUCGGAUGGGGGCCUGUUUUCUGUUGUCACCGAUUACGAGGAGCCCGGAGAAGUUACCCAACGUGAAUUGGAGCUGGCUGUUUUCGAGCCUACCUUGCGCGAUCCUGCCACCAGAUUACUUGAGGAAAAUUCAACUUUCGCCGUGAAUUCGACUGAUGAUUCCGUGUUCCACAUGCAACCCUCCACCCUUACGCAAUGCCCCGUUCAUCCACCAAACCUUGUCGGCCCUAUACGUGUUUUUAUGGAAGAGGCAAAGAUGGAGGACCUGGAAAAGGCUUUCCCGACUCUGGAAGUGGGCGGUCACUCCACUCCCACAAAUUGCCUCUCCCGCCAUCGGGUUGCGGUAAUCGUCCCAUUUCGAGACCGAUUGCCGCAUUUGAGAAUCUUGCUGCACAACCUCAUCGGGCUGCUUCAGAAGCAGCAGAUCGAUUUCGCCGUGUUCACCGUUGAACCCAUUCACAAUAACACGUUUAACCGGGCGAAAUUGAUGAAUAUUGGCUACAAAGAGGCGCUAAAGUUGUACCCGUGGAAUUGCUUCAUCUUCCACGAUGUCGACCUGAUACCAGAGGAUGACCGGAACCUCUACUCUUGCCCCCAGCAGCCCCGACAUAUGAGCGUCGCCAUUGACAAGUUCAAAUACAUCCUCCCGUACCGAUCAAUCUUCGGUGGGAUCUCGGCGAUGACAAAGGAGCACAUGGAAAAGAUGAACGGCUUCUCGAACGAUUACUGGGGCUGGGGCGGAGAGGAUGAUGAUAUGAGCAGCAGGGUUGUCUAUGCUGGCUACAAAAUUUCGCGAUAUCCAAAGGCAAUUGCACGAUACAAAAUGAUCAAGCACAGCGAAGAGAAAAAAUCAAACCCUGUCAACCCGUGCCGUCAUAAAUUAAUGGGGAAGACGCGGAGGAGGUACAAGAAGGACGGCCUAGCAAAUUUACGCUACAAAACGAUACGGGUCGAUAGAAAUCCGCUUUACACCCACAUCGAGGUGGACAUGUAUGAGAAGGAGAGCCGCGCCGAGCUUGCCAAGGCCGGCUUCCCUGGUUGC